This is a messenger RNA of Fulvia fulva, 246 nucleotides long. RefSeq lists its product as uncharacterized. The transcript has a single exon. NCBI's taxonomy places the organism in Eukaryota, Fungi, Ascomycota, Dothideomycetes, Mycosphaerellales, Mycosphaerellaceae. The record is from RefSeq and is a predicted model, not a curated record. Bases 1 to 246 code for a protein of 81 amino acids.
AUGAUCCGCAACGAAGCAGUACUCCUGUAUUUGAAGCACAUUCGAAAAUUAAAGAAGGAUGCCGCAGCGAAGGAAGAUGCGGCGGCUGAGAAGGUCGAGACGUAUCUGAGGGACGCUUCUGCGGAUAGUUCCAAGUUCGACUUUAGAGAGGUUGAGAAGCUGGUUAAGGAACAUGACGCUUUGUUGCAGCUCUGUCUCGAGCUUCAGGAAAUAAUGGAUGCCGAGGAGGUGAAAGCUGCUUUGUGA